AUGGUGAACAUUACGGAGAAGAUCAAGGAGAUCGAGGAUGAGAUGCGUCGGACGCAGAGUAAUUUGAUCCUAAUAUUCAAAAUCUCGAUAUCAGAAUAUCAUCUGGGUCUAUUGAAAGGAAAACUCGCCCGACUAAGAGCCCAACUUCUGGAGCCAGUGGGUGGUGCCGGCUCUGGCGGUGGCGUGGGAUUCGAUGUUAGCAAGAGCGGCGAUGCUCGUGUGGCUCUUGUUGGCUUUCCCUCCGUCGGAAAAUCGACUUUCUUGUCUAAGAUCACCAAGACCAAGAGUGAGGCCGCAGCUUACUCUUUCACCACGUUGACGGCCAUCCCCGGUGUGCUGGAGUAUGGUGGUGCUGAGAUCCAAAUCUUGGAUUUGCCCGGUAUUAUCGAAGGCGCCUCCGAGGGCAAAGGACGUGGUCGUCAAGUUAUCUCGGCCGCAAAGGUGAGCAGGCAAUUUCGUGUUAGAUCUGACGACCCAAAUACUGACAUGUACUUCCAGACAAGUGAUUUGAUCUUGAUGAUUCUGGAUGCCACAAAGCGUGCCGAACAACGUGCCUUGCUCGAGGCCGAACUGGAUGCUGUUGGCAUCAGGCUGAACAAGGAGCCACCUAAUAUCUACCUGAAGAUCAAGAAGGCCGGUGGCAUGAAGAUCUCCUUCGCAACACCUCCAAAGAACUUAGAUGAGAAGAUGGUCUACAACGUGCUUCGGGAUUACAAGAUUCUGAACUGCGAAGUGCUAGUGCGGGAUGAGAAUGCUACUAUUGACGACUUUAUUGAUGUGAUCAUGAAAGAUCACCGAAAGUACAUCCGCUGCCUUUACGUUUACAAUAAGGUCGACAGCAUCGGCCUCGAAUUCCUCGACGCACUCGCUCGCGAGCCCUACACAGCUGUCAUGAGUUGCGAACUCGAUCUCGGCGUGCAAGAUGUGGUCGAACGCAUAUGGAAGGAAUUGAGACUGAUGCGUCUGUACACGAAACGAAAGGGAGAGGAACCUAAGUUCGAUGAGGCACUCAUCGUACGCAAGGAUUCCACCAUUGAGGAUGUUUGCGAUCAGAUUCAUCGCACAAUCAAGGAGACGUUCAAGUACGCGCUGGUUUGGGGGGCGAGCGCAAGACAUGUUCCACAGCGUGUGGGACUGUCACACCUGGUUGCUGAUGAGGAUGUGGUAUCCAUAGUGGCCAAGUGA
Molecule: messenger RNA, 1185 nt
Organism: Penicillium bovifimosum
Lineage: Eukaryota; Fungi; Ascomycota; Eurotiomycetes; Eurotiales; Aspergillaceae
Exons: 8
Coding region: 1-1185 (394 amino acids)
Biological process (GO): cytoplasmic translation
Cellular component (GO): cytoplasm
Molecular function (GO): GTPase activity; GTP binding
Source: RefSeq, a predicted model, not a curated record